AUGCGCCUGUCCAUUUUGGGGAAUGAGGCUCAUUUCACCUCGGAUCCUAAGAACAUUCAAGCUUUGUUGGCAACACAAUUCAAAGACUUCGGAUUAGGAUCCGCCAGAAUCGGCAACUUUGGUCCCUUGAUGGGUGAUGGCAUUGUAGCACUACUCCGUCCCCAAUUUGCUCGCGACAAUAUCAGCGAUCUGGAACUUGAAGAAGUGCAUGUGCAGAACAUGAUGCAGGCUCUGCCUGUAAACGCCGACGGUUGGGUAGAAGAAACUAAUGUGCAGCUUCUUUUCUUCCGCCUCACUCUUGACAGCUCAACCGAGUUUCUCUUUGGUGAGAGCAUUGAUACGCAGCUCGCAGCUCUUAGGGGUAGAGAAGCUGGUGCAGCAGCAGCCUGGAGAGACGAACGAGUUUUCGGUACUGCUAUCGACAGCUCUCAGAGCUACCUAUUCAAAGGCGCACGAUUCGGAAACUACUACUGGAUGGCUCACGACAAGCACUUCAAGAAAUUGUGCAAGGAUGUUCACAACUUCGCCGACUACUACGUGGACAAGGCAAUCAAGGCGCAGGCGUCUGAGAAGCGAAGACCCUCGCUUACGAGGAAGUUCGUGUUUCUUGAAGAACUCGCCGCUCAGACACAGGAUCCGGUUGAGCUGCGCACACAACUACUCAAUAUCUUGAUCGCUGGUCGUGAUACUACCGCUUGCUUGCUCAGCUGGAUGCUGUUGCUCCUAGCCAAAAACCCGGGUGUCUUUGAGAAGCUCCGCGAAACCGUCAUCCAUGACUUCGGAAGUUACGAAAAUCCUAGAGAUAUCACGUUCGUGUCUCUGAAGGAUUGUCAGUAUCUCCAACACUGCUUGAAUGAGGCUCUUCGUGUUUACCCUGUGGUACCCAUGGAUGGUCGCCGUGCUUUGACAGAUACGACGAUUCCACGCGGUGGUGGCGCAGAUGGUCUAUCCCCUAUCUUUAUUCCUAAGGGUACCGAUGUCAGCUAUUCGGUGUUUGUGAUGCACAGGCGUAAGGAUAUCUGGGGCGAGGAUGCAGACGAGUUCAAGCCAUCGAGAUGGACCUCAAAACGAUCCACUUGGGACUACCUACCAUUCAAUGGAGGCCCUAGGAUCUGCAUUGGUCAACAGUUUGCUCUCACCGAAGCCAGUUACGUGAUGGUCAGACUGCUUCAGAGAUUCGACAAGAUUGAGCCUACAGGACCAACGCUCGAUGCUGAGCCAAAGAUGCGCCUGACGCUGACCUGUUGUCCUGCAGACGGCGUCUGGGUGAAAAUGAGACAAGCGAAGGACGUCACGUCCCAUUGA
Aureobasidium musti is the source of this 1305-nucleotide messenger RNA. Lineage: Eukaryota; Fungi; Ascomycota; Dothideomycetes; Dothideales; Saccotheciaceae. The record is from the annotation of a GenBank genome assembly.